This is a messenger RNA of Microthlaspi erraticum, 2166 nucleotides long. Lineage: Eukaryota; Viridiplantae; Streptophyta; Magnoliopsida; Brassicales; Brassicaceae. The record is from the annotation of a GenBank genome assembly.
AUGGCUAUGUUGAGGGGUCCUAACAGAUCCAUAGCAGAGAACAAGCUGAGUCCGCGUUUUAUGGGGCCGUUUCCAGUAGUGGAGCGAGUUGGGCCAUUGGCUUACAGGCUGGAGUUGCCUGAGAUUAUGAGAGCCUUUCACAAGGUUUUUCAUGUGUCGAUGCUGAGGAAGUGUCUUCACCCUACAGAGGAGUUAGUGGCUAGGAUUCCAGAGGAUCUUAGGCCAGAUUUGACAGUGCCAGCUGUGCGUGUUAGAGAGGAGGGAAAAGGUUCUGAGGAACAAGAGGAUUCCCUUGCUGAGGAUUUUGUGGGAUUGCAGUGGUUCUACAGAGGAGACUUGGGAGCCAGAGGCAAAGAUGAAGUUGAAGUUCAGGAAGUGGUUCGACAAGCAGGUCGAGGAUACUGUUCAUCGGAUACUGUUCAUCGAAGUACUGUUCAUUGGGUACUGUUCAUCGGGUACUGUUCAUCGUCGCGAUUCGGCACUGCUCAUCAUGUUUCAUAUCUCCUUCAGUCUCAAUCCAUUGUCAAGAGGGUGACGAUUCAGGUGCGCAACGAGGACGUUGGAACAUGCACUUACCUUUUCGGUCAAAGGUCUAUAAGUAACUCCAGAGUUAAGCGUGCUUGGGCUGGAGUAGUUGAAGGAUGGGUGACCUUCGGGAAGUGGUUUCCGAAACCGUGGGUGAGGCCCACGGGCGUUAUACAUAUCACCACACACAAAGACAGGGAUAGAGGAAAAAUCCAAACAUUUGUGCGGCAUGCUGAAGCAGCAAUUCUGGAGAUACAACCAAGCAAAUUGGGGGCACAAGACACUAAGUUUUGGCUCCCAACGGAGAAUGGAGAGUACACGGCGAAAUCUGGCUACUAUGAGGCCCUGAAACAAACCCCUGAAGAACCAAACGAGGACCACGAACAAGCUACAAAGAACUUUAACGGUAUGAUGAAUGGAGCAUUACCGGUGGAAGGCUGGAAGGCAAUGAAUGGAGCAUUACCGGUGGAUGAAAACUUGAAAGCAAGGAACAUCAACACAAUGGUACGAUGCCCACACUGCGGAGGAGAAGAAACCACAUCCCAUUUGCUCUUCCAUUGCAAUUUUGCAGCCCAAAUAUGGAGGAAGAUGCCAUGCAAAGAACAGAUUGAGCCAAUGAGGAUAGAUAACAUAAGAGCAGGAAUCAAAUUGGCACCACAUUUAACUUGCCUACCUCCCACAGGUGUUGGAGAGGGACCCAUAUUCCCCUGGAUCGUGUGGACAAUAUGGGUAACCCGAAAUCAGCUCAUAUUCGCUGAGGAAACAGGCGAAAACAGGCACAGCACAAGCAGAGCAGACAAAACCAGGGACCAGCCAGAGGAGAUCUUGCAUCAAGGCACAGCUUCACGGAGACACAUCAAAUCGCCACUCAUGGCGGAGGGAAUAGCAAUCCUCACGGCGCUUGCAAAAGCACGAGAUCUUGGAUACAAUAAACUCAUAGUCGCCUCAGAUUCACAGCAGCUGAUCAAGGCAAUCAACAAGGAGAACUUCAACAAAGAACUCGAUGGGAUUCUACACGAUAUCCUGAUUCUAUCACUAGCUUUUGAAUUUUUUUUGUUUGUCUUUGUACCAAGGGAGGAGAACCGUCAAGCCGAUUGGGAAGUGAGCGAGUACCUAAUGGCUUUUGGUAAAGGCAUUUUGCCGGCUCACGGAAACACAAACAAGGUUUGGGGAGUUGACGUUGAUCGUAUCUACACUCCAGUCUGUGUAGGAGGCAACCAUUGGAUAUCACUGUGCAUCAACUUCACGGACAGGUCCAUUGACGUUUUCGACAGUAACGGUCUAAAACGGUACAGAGAGGUCGACGCAUUCGCCAACAUGGUGCCUCGUAUCUUCAAGGAAGUGCAGCCAGCUGCUAGGAAGAAACUCCUGUCAAUUGCACCAUAUUCGACGAGGUAUGUGCCCAUGAGAAAGGGGAUUAACAAAAAUCAUUCUGAAUGUGGGGUGUAUGCGGUGAAGUUCAUCGAGUGCCAUGUCCUAGGACUUGACAUGGCAUUGUUGCAUGAUGGAAACAUUAAACAAGCUAGGCAGAAGAUAGCGUGUGAUCUUCAUGACGCGGCAAAGGAUCUGGUUUUGCUAGACCGGAUGACUAGGUAUGUACGACCGGAGUUUGCUCCAACUGAAGUUGUGGACAUCAGCUGA